UUGAACAAACAACAAAUUUAGUUCAGAUAGACGAUCAAACGUACAGUUGGACACAUACACACACAGACACAAAAUGGCUUUGAGGCUGCUAUCAAGUCCACCUUCUUCCUCUCAAUCACGACUCAGCAGCUUCGUUUCCAACUCAAGAACAGCCUCGAAAUCGAGCUCUCUGAUUCAAUUGGCGCCAAAAUCAUUCGCGUUUUCGCCUCAGAGAAAAAGAACUUUGACGGUGAGGUCGUGUGUGAAAUUGGAGGAGAAGAAUGUUCCGGAAACGGGUAGUGAGUGGGGGAAAGUGUCGGCGGUGUUAUUCGAUAUGGAUGGAGUGCUCUGCAACAGUGAAGAGCCGUCAAGAAUGGCCGCUGUGGAUGUCUUCGCUGAAAUGGGGGUCGAGGUCACCGUGGAGGACUUCGUGCCAUUCAUGGGCACAGGUGAAGCAAAGUUUUUAGGAGGUGUUGCUUCUGUGAAGGGGGUUAAAGGAUUUAAUCCUGAGGCGGCAAAGAAGAGGUUUUUUGAGAUAUAUCUAGAUAAGUAUGCAAAACCAAAUUCUGGAAUAGGAUUCCCUGGAGCCCUAGAACUCAUUACCCAGUGUAAAAGUAAAGGCCUGAAAGUUGCCGUUGCAUCUAGUGCUGACCGCAUCAAGGUCAAUGCAAACUUAUCGGCCGCUGGUUUACCAUUGUCAAUGUUUGAUGCCAUUGUGUCAGCUGAUACAUUUGAGAAUUUGAAGCCAGCUCCUGAUAUUUUCUUAGCUGCAUCAAAGGUUCUGAAUGUGCAUCCGAGUCAGUGUAUUGUGAUUGAAGAUGCAUUAGCUGGAGUACAAGCUGCCAAAGCAGCUCAAAUGAGAUGUAUAGCUGUCACAACGACAUUAUCAGAAGAUUCCCUUAAUGCAGCUGGUCCAUCCCUUAUCAGAAAGGAUAUUGGAAAUGUUUCUCUUCAUGAUAUUCUCAGUGGAGGCAUUGGUUGUCAUAGUAUGUAGUUCAAAAGAUAUAACACAGAUGUUUGUUUGACCACUAAUAAUGUAGAAUGAUGAAGCUACCGUUUAUGCCAUUUCUUAAAGAACUUUGAGUAAGAAUAUUUGUCUUCUAUUGUAUGUUCUCCAUUUGUAAAGUUUUGCUCUUCUUGCUGCUGAAGUGAAUCCUUUUGUUCCAAUUUAUUGAUUCUAUGAUUGUUGGUUUGUGGAUUUCUUAAUAUUGCUGGGGCAAAGCUUUUAGCUAUGAUGGUAUUAUUACCCUAGCAAUUAUCUGCUGAGAAACGGCUAAUAUUAGAUUUUUCCCUGGAAAAAUAAGGUCUGAUGAUGACCAACCAUUGCAGAUUCGAAGAUGCAGGAACUUCAA
This is a messenger RNA of Ilex paraguariensis (yerba mate), 1331 nucleotides long. NCBI's taxonomy places the organism in Eukaryota, Viridiplantae, Streptophyta, Magnoliopsida, Aquifoliales, Aquifoliaceae. The record is from the annotation of a GenBank genome assembly.